Messenger RNA from Trichoderma virens Gv29-8, 4926 nucleotides. RefSeq lists its product as uncharacterized. The transcript has 3 exons. The record is from RefSeq and is a predicted model, not a curated record. Lineage: Eukaryota; Fungi; Ascomycota; Sordariomycetes; Hypocreales; Hypocreaceae. The coding region runs from base 1 to 4926 and encodes 1641 amino acids. Gene Ontology annotation, cellular component: membrane.
AUGUCUGCGCCGUAUUGGGGUGCAUUGCCCCAGCCCAAGGGCAUCCAGAGCCGACGAGUCUCGGCAGAUUACACCAAUGAAUUCGCGCAAAAUGACCAGCGACGCUCGCUCGACGUUCAGCCGCAACGUAAAGCGAACCGUACCUCAAUCCAGACAACUUACACCGAGGCUCCCACCGAGACAACGUUUAGCCCCAACUCCCCAACGUCGGCAGCUGAAUACCAAGGCCUGGCUCCCAGGCCGGCGUCGUAUCGUGGGUUUGGAUUUCCUCAGGAGCAAACAUAUGAAGGAUAUGAGAGGCAAGAUCGACGGUCAAAUCGCAUCCCAGACGAAUACGAAGCCAUCUCUCCAGCUCCUUCUGCCACAGAUACAAUAAUUCGACAGCCGCCUCCAAACGCAAACUAUGGCGAUCCUUACACAGACGGGCCGUAUCAACAGCCCUCACAAUCAACAUCUGCCCAACUUGUGAGACAGCCUGCGACUCAGGCUGAGAACAUAAGCCACAAUGAAUAUACCACACCCCAGCGAGACAGUCAAUUUGGCGCACCGCAGCCAUUUGUUGAUAACGGACUUGCCCGCACAGAUACCAUGGCAUCGAAUCAGAUUCAAAGAAGCGCGACGAUGGGACAGACCGAACGGCGCAAAAAGUUGGCAGAUCAUCGAUCACCCCUCCAGAGGCUUGAGCUGACGCUCGACAGCAUGACCAAAGAGGAAAAGAGGGCACGAGUAGAAGCUGCGGAACAACGAGCUAGAGCGAGAGCUGCGAAGAGAGCUGCCACUGAAGCUGCCGAAAACCGUUCUCAAACUGUCGACUACCAGUCUUCGCCCUCAGCUCCUGGCCAACGCCAACACCAGCCUCCAGCAGCAAUUGAGUCAACUACCCCGGUAGCCCAAAGAAUAACGCCCCAGCGAGAUGUUAUCUCCCCAAAAGACUCGAGCGCGCAACCGGUAUCCCCCCCACGACGAAUGGCUGAAGAUCAAUACUACCGCCAGAAUCAGGAUGCCGCCCGUCAGCCCAGACAACUACCGCAGCCACCAGUGCGCGAGGAGCGUCAGCCAAGACAAUUACCUCAACCACCUGUACGUGAAGAUCACCAACCAAGGCAACUUCCCCAACCACCCAUACGCGAUGAUCAACGCCGAUACUUCAGCCAAGAGGCUUCCCAGCAGCCUCGGGCUAGUAUGGAUCAGAGGCAAUUUGUUCCAGAAGCCGAUGUUCCUAAACGCAAUCUCAGCUUCCGUGAACGCGACAUCUGGCGCGAAGCGAAGCCUCUGGACGCCGAAGUGAACAAGCCCACCAAGGAAUCCAGCGGCUUUUCCUUGACGCGCAGUGGAAGUAACAAAUUAAGAAAGGAGCCCCCUGCAGACGUUUGGCACCGGAUACGCGUUGAGGCCGAACGACGAUUACCACCGGUAUCGCAGCCUGCCCAGGCUCAAUACAAGGACCCGACCCCGUCUCCCAAGGCCGCAGCAGGAGCAGCACCACAACAAGGACGCAACAGAGAGCCGGCCCCAUUGCCUCUUGCGGUAAACGACGAAACGCAUGCCCGGCCGGAAGUCAAGAGGGCUUCCCAGUCUGCUACCGAAGCAGAUAUUCAGGCUAUGCAGCGGCGAGCUACCGAGCCCAUCUAUGCUCGGGAAGAGAGAGGGCUUAAUGCUGAAUAUGCCCCUGCGGCUGCCAUUGGCAGGAUCAUUUACGAGGCGAGUCAAAAAGCCCGAGGACGCUUUCCACAGUCGAACCCGGCAGCAAAGAGCUUGGAAGAUCAGACGAACCAUGAUCUAAUAGAGGAUACACAGGAGCCCCAGGAACCGCAGGAACUGGUAUUCAAGAACCCAGAGGAGAUGCACCCUGGUGAUGGUCUAUACAACUCCCCCCAGUGGCUGGAUGAAUGGAAGAAGGGCACCGUUGGUACUCUUUCCGGGACUCUUCUCGACCUUAGUGGUAAUAUUCCAGCUGGGUUAGCAGAGAAGAACAACGCUUGGCUGGACAGGGAGUCAGGAGGCUAUCACAGAAGAAACAGCAGCAUGCCGACGAGGCCGCGCAAGGCCGAAGCAUUUGAUGGUGAGUAUGACAACACGAAUGGCGCACCCACUCGGUUCAAACCUCCGUUGUACCUAAAAUGUGGCCCGCUUCUGAGAUACUGCGGCCUGCGUCAUGAGCAAGUUCUGCCAAGGCCUCGGGGUUCAAAUGCGCCCAUUCAGGACCGUGAGAUUUGGAGAGGAAGUGUCAUGAUUUUCACCAAUGACGCAGAGUCAUCCUAUGAAAUUGCGCCGACGCUCCGGCUUUUCGUGCAGGAUGUCGAACUGUUGCCUCCACCUCCACACCAGGUCAACGGCGAACUGUCGCCAGAGUACGUGGAUCCCAUCGCUGGGCAUCCCAAGCUGGGUCGUCGUGGUGAGACGCUCUAUGUUCGGCCCGUGGACCACCUUGAAGAGGGCAGAGAUUUGUCGCAUAUCGAGUCUGAGGAUGGCUUGUUUGAGAAGACAAGGAGUCCGCCUGAUGAGCCUUUGCCGCAAGGGCUCAACGACUAUCCUGGCUCAUUUGCUAGCCGCCGAGGACGGGUGGACAUUGAUGGGGAGAAGAUGCAAAAGUACAAGGACGUAAGAGGCUUCCGUCUUCAUGCCGAACAAGGCUGCACGUUCUGGCGGUUCAACGUUGAGGUUGAGCUUCGAGAACAGCAACAGCGGAUCGCAUAUCGCAUUAACCGUGGUCCAGCCAUGGCCUUCUGGGUUCCUGCACGCGGGCAAACAAUGAACAUGAUGUUUUAUACCUGCAAUGGCUUCAGUCUCACCGUCAACUCAAACGAGAUGAGCGGACCUGAUCCCAUGUGGCGCGAUGUAUUGAACUCACACCAGACACAGCCAUUCCAUGUCAUGAUUGGCGGGGGAGAUCAGAUUUACAACGACUGCGUAGCGUACGAUAGUCCGCUCUUUGACGAGUGGCUGCAAAUUAACGUUGCCGAGAAGAAGCUAAACGCAGCUUUCACACCCGAGUUGCAGGCUGAGCUAGAGUCUUUCUACUUGGAGCGAUACUGCAUGUGGUUCUCACAAGGCUUGUUCGGACUGGCCACCUCGCAAAUCCCCAUGGUCAACAUGUAUGAUGAUCAUGACAUAUUCGACGGAUACGGCUCCUAUUCCCACCCAGAUAUGAGCUCACCAGUAUUUUCUGGGCUGGGGCGCGUGGGUUUCAAAUACUACAUGCUCUUCCAACAUCAAAGCAUCGUUACGGAGACAGAAACCUCUGAACCAAGCUGGAUCUUGGGUGAGCAACCAGGCCCAUACAUUCAAGAGGUCAGCCGCAGUCUCUAUAUGUCGAUGGGUGGAAAAGUUGCUUUGCUCGCCGUUGACGCCCGCACGGAGAGAACGGAAGACACCGUCUUGGAUGAGAAAACAUGGGAGAAGAUUACUAGCAGGAUGUAUGCAGAGAUCAGACGCGGACAGGUGGAGCACCUACUCGUGCUCUUGGGUGUUCCCAUUGCCUAUCCCCGUCUGGUCUGGCUGGAGAAUAUAUUGACCUCGAGGUUGAUGAGUCCAGUCAAAGCGCUUGGUAGGACGGGAGUUCUUGGCAAACAUAUGAACAAUAUUGACGGUGGCUAUGAGAUUUUGGACGAUCUCAAUGAUCACUGGACAGCCAAGAAUCAUAAAAAAGAACGCACGAUAAUUAUCGAGGAUUUGCAAGAUUUGGCUAUCGACCGAUCUGUGCGAAUUACCAUCUUGAGCGGCGAUGUCCACCUUGGUGCCAUUGGCCAGUUCUAUUCCAACCCCAAGCUAGGUCUACCGAAGCAUAAGGACCCUAGGUACAUGCCUAACAUUAUAUCUUCCGCCAUCGUCAAUCGCCCGCCCCCGGACAUUGUUGCCGACAUGCUCAACAAGCGCAACAAGGUUCAUCACUUUGACAAACAGACCGACGAAUCCAUGAUUCCGAUUUUCCAAAACGGCGUUGAUGGCAAGCCGAGGAACAACAAGAAUCUUCUCCCUCAUCGCAACUGGUGCUCUAUUCGCAUGUGGACCCCAGGCAGCACUCCGCCGCCGACGCCACCAAUGUCUGACCGAGGAAGAAGCCGAAGCCCAGGAGGAGGCGGAAGUUUGCUCCGAAGACUUUCAUCUAGGCGGCGUAAGUCUACUUCACAGGAGCCCUUUGACGUUUCACGAGAAUCUGUGCGGGGGCCUCGACCUCCUAUUUCCGGAGGAGGUGGUCUUUUCAAGAACUUUUCUCGGCGAAACUCGGUGGAUCAACAACGCCCCGGAGGAGGAGUGACUCGAACAAUGUCACUUGGCCGCGGAGAAGCGGCACAGCAAAGGGCUGACAUGACAUAUAAUCAUGGACAGUAUGGCAGCCAAGGUCGAUUUGAUGAAAGCAACAUGAGCGGUCAAUGGAGCGGCGAGUUUGAUGGCGGAUACAUAGACCACCGAGCUCAGGGGCAGCCGCGUCCUUCGGGCCUCCGUGGGGGUGGGGGUAGCGACUACGAUGAGUUCUCGGCGGGUGAUGAAGCCCAAUUCACGGCACAAACGCCCCGACGGGCGCAGACCAUCAACUACCAUGCCGGCCCGGCUGGUGGCCACGAAGUGGAUGACCCAUCAGUGCCGCGCCCUUUCCAUCGGACACCUACUGGACUAUCAACAAAAGAAUUGAAACAAGCCGAGAGGCACGAGGUUAACCUGGAAGGUGGCCUGGACAUCUCUCUGAACAUGGAGGUGAACCCCAAGGAUCCCACAGGUAUCACUCUGCCAUACCGAAUCUUGGUGCCCAAGUUGUUUUAUGAAUACUCGUCCAAGGACGAUCUGUUCCAAGCAGCAGAGCCAACUGGCAUCAAGAAAUUCCUCAGCUUUAGAAAGAAGCCCAAGGCCCCUUCUGCGGAGGCAGAGGUAGAGCCAACGGAAGAGAUGGGAUAUGAAGACAAUGAAAUGUAUGACGAUAGAUACUAG